This is a messenger RNA of Otolemur garnettii (small-eared galago), 4853 nucleotides long. It is a transcript of the gene YAP1, whose product is annotated as Yes associated protein 1. Gene Ontology annotation, biological process: hippo signaling; positive regulation of transcription by RNA polymerase II. The record is from RefSeq and is a predicted model, not a curated record. Gene Ontology annotation, molecular function: transcription corepressor activity; transcription coactivator activity; protein binding. Gene Ontology annotation, cellular component: cytoplasm; nucleus. The transcript has 9 exons. The coding region runs from base 1 to 1524 and encodes 507 amino acids. NCBI's taxonomy places the organism in Eukaryota, Metazoa, Chordata, Mammalia, Primates, Galagidae.
AUGGAUCCUGGGCAGCAGCCGCCGCCUCAGCCGGCCCCCCCGGGCCAAGGGCAGCCGCCCGCGCAGACCCCCCAGGGGCAGGGCCAGCCGUCCGGGCCGGGGCAGCCGGCACCCCAGGCGGCGCCCCCGGCGCCCCCCGCCGGGCACCAGAUCGUGCACGUCCGGGGGGACUCGGAGACCGACCUGGAGGCACUCUUCAACGCCGUCAUGAACCCGAAGACGGCCAACGUGCCCCAGACCGUGCCCAUGAGGCUCCGGAAGCUGCCCGACUCCUUCUUCAAGCCGCCGGAGCCCAAGUCCCACUCCCGACAGGCCAGUACAGAUGCAGGCACUGCGGGAGCCUUGACUCCUCAGCAUGUACGAGCUCAUUCCUCUCCAGCUUCCCUGCAGUUGGGAGCAGUUUCUCCUGGGACACUGACCCCCACUGGAGUAGUCUCUGGUCCAGCAGCCACAUCUGCAGCUCAACAUCUUCGGCAGUCUUCUUUUGAGAUACCUGAUGAUGUACCUCUGCCAGCAGGCUGGGAGAUGGCAAAGACAUCUUCUGGUCAGAGAUACUUCUUAAAUCACAUUGAUCAGACAACAACAUGGCAGGACCCCAGGAAGGCCAUGCUCUCUCAGAUGAACGUCACAGCCCCCACCAGCCCUCCAGUGCAGCAGAGCAUGAUGAACUCAGCCUCAGGUCCUCUUCCUGAUGGAUGGGAACAAGCCAUGACUCAGGAUGGAGAAAUUUACUAUAUAAACCAUAAGAACAAGACCACUUCAUGGCUAGACCCAAGGCUUGACCCUCGUUUUGGUAAAGCCAUGAACCAGAGAAUCAGUCAGAGUGCUCCAGUUAAACAGCCACCUCCCCUGGCUCCCCAGAGCCCGCAGGGAGGCGUCAUGGGCGGAAGCAACUCCAACCAGCAGCAGCAGAUGCGGCUGCAGCAGCUGCAGAUGGAGAAAGAGCGACUGCGGCUGAAGCAACAAGAGCUGCUCCGGCAGGUGAGGCCCCAGGCAAUGCGGAAUAUCAAUCCCAGCACAGCAAAUUCUCCAAAAUGUCAGGAAUUAGCUCUCCGUAGCCAGUUGCCAACACUGGAGCAGGAUGGUGGGACUCAAAAUCCAGUGUCUUCUCCCGGGAUGUCUCAGGAAUUGAGAACAAUGACGACCAAUAGCUCAGAUCCUUUUCUUAAUAGUGGCACCUAUCACUCUCGAGAUGAGAGUACAGACAGUGGGCUGAGCAUGAGCAGCUACAGUGUCCCUCGGACCCCAGAUGAUUUCCUCAACAGCGUUGAUGAGAUGGAUACAGGUGAUACUAUUAACCAAAGCACCCUGCCGUCACAGCAGAACCGUUUCCCAGACUACCUUGAAGCCAUUCCUGGGACAAACGUGGACCUUGGAACACUGGAGGGCGAUGGAAUGAACAUAGAAGGGGAGGAGCUGAUGCCCAGUCUGCAGGAAGCUCUGAGCUCCGACAUCCUCAACGACAUGGAGUCUGUGUUGGCCGCCACCAAGCUAGAUAAAGAAAGCUUUCUUACAUGGUUAUAGAGCCCUCAGGUAGACUGAAUUCUAAAUCUGUGAAGGAUCUAAGGAGAUAAGACAUAUACCUGAAAUUUCCAAAUAAGCCAGUUGCAGUUUUCUGGCUAAUACAGAAAAAGAUGAACAAACGUCCAGCAAGAUUCUCUCAUCCACAUUCUGCUCUUCCUUGUCCAUUGCUGCUGUUGAUGUAUUGCUGACUCUUUCACAGUUGGCUCUAAGAAUCAAAAAAAAAAAAAAACUUUUGUUUCUUUUGCUAUUAUAACUACUGUUCGUUUGGGGGCCGGGGGGAGUGAGCCUGUUUGGAUGAUGGAUGCCAUUCCUUUUGCCCAGUUAGAUGUUCACCGAUCAUUGUUAACUCAAACUGGGAAGUCAGAUGCUUCAUGUCACAGCAUUUAGUUUGCUCAAGCAAUUGUUUCUUCAGCUGCCUUUGGCCAGUGGAAGAACAUGACCUACUGGUCUGACAAGCGAAAACUGUUAGUGCUGAUGUGCAGAGACAGCUGAAACCAAGGCUCAGCAUUUCCUUCUCCUCCUGGUGGUAUCUGUUAGUCACAUAGUGACCUUAUUUUGUUUUAGGAGCUUAUAAGGCAUGAGACAAUUUCCAUAGAAAUAUAUUAAUUAUUGCCACAUACUCUAGUGUAGGUUUCGGUGGAUAUUUGUGUGGGUGGUUUUUUGUUGGUUGGUUUUGUCAGAACCUAGGCAAAUUACCAUAUUAGUGAAAACUGUUCAUAGUUGUAGCUUGGGACAGUUGGAAUUCUUUUGGUAAAAUCUAUAUUUCCUGUUUUUUUACCAUCUUAUUUAAAUUUGGACUAUUUCUGCUCUCUCUUCUACACACAAUGUUUAUAAUAGCGUGAUAGCAGAAUGUAUCUUUUUUUAAGGUUUCUCUACUUUCCAAUUUAUUUUUAAAAUGGUAGCUUUGAAUAAAUGCAUUUAGAACACAUGGCUUAGUAGUUUAAAUCUGGGGGAGGCAGUCUGCCAGUGUUUGAAGUAGCCUAGUGUUGUAGAAAGGGCUUUUACUAUGGAUAGUGCUCUAUGCCCUCUGUGCACACAAUAGUUUCUGAUGAAUUGGGAAAGAGCAAAUAAGAAAUGGCUUUAUUUUCUUCCUUGGACUCCCAGUUUUGAGUCUUGAUAGGAAAUCACUGAGUACGUUAUAUCUUACAUGACAGAAGGAAGCUUUCUAGAGGUUACCUUUCUUUAGCUUUGGGAGUUUACCUUCACUUUAGUUUUGGAAGUAAACUGUAGUACUUAGUUCUCAUUUGUAAUGAACACAUUAAAGACUAGAUUGAAAUGUUUCCUAUAAUAUUCUUCUCACUUUGAAGAUUUGCUCCUACUUCUAUAUGCUGAAAAUUGACCCUGGCUAGUAUAUAGAACACUGUAAGGUCAUGAGUUAGCUGGUAAAGUGAUCAGAUUGAUAAAUGUAUAUUGGUAGUUGAAUUUAGCAAAGAAAUAGAGAUAAUAAUGAUUAUUCCUUUAUUUUUACAGGAAGAGAUAUAACUAGAGUGUGUGUCUACAGGAGAAAUAAUGGUUUCCAAAGAGUAUUUUUUAAAGGAACAAAAUGAGCAUGAAUCAAGUCUUCAGAAUAAGCUAUGAAGUAACACUUGGUUAUGAAUUAGAAGUGUGGUACCAGCUAAGCCCCUCUGUGAUUUAAGGGUCUUUCAAUGGUUUUAGAAUAAGCCCUUAUUUUCAAGGGUUUAUAACAAAUACAAAAUCUUCUUUCCUGGCUAAAGCUGCUAUGCAAAACCUAGCAUAGCUUGGGAAGAUAGAUUUUUUUCAGUUACGAAAUCUAAGUAUUUUGGCCCUUCAAUUUGGAGGAGUGCAAAGUUGGAAGUAAGUUGUUUUAUUUUUAAGUACUUUUCAGUGCUAAAAAAAAUGCAGUCACUGUGUUGUAUAUAAUUCACAGUUCGCUCAUUCAUAGUAAUUAACUCCAAGGCUUUUACUAGGAAAACAACAGAAAGAUUAAAUCUUGAGUUAAGUCCGGGGGAAAUGGCCACUGUACAGAUGCAUUGAGUUUUAGAGUGAUGAUGAAAUUCUACCUAGAAUGCAAAAUUGAGUAUAUUGAUGAUAUCAUGUUGGGUUUUUGUUUUUAAUGUGCAGAAGAUCAAAGCUACUUGGAAGGAGUGCCUAUAAUUUGUCAAUAAGCCACAAAUUAAGAAUGGAUCUUAUGUAUCAGCAGAGUAGCGUUAGCUUAGGGGGAGGGUGGGGAGAUGUGGGGGGAAGGGUUGUGAAGAUUUAGUGGGAACUUGAUAGAAUACUUUAUAAACUUCUUUCGCUUUAAUAAAGACUUGUCUUAUAUCUUGCUGUCAUUGAAGGCAGUUGUUCCUAAAAUUUCAGUUGCUUAAGUACACCUACAAAAGAAGAAUACGGAGAUCUUGGUUUCCCCUUGAAUUUAAUUUACCUCAAUGUUGUAGCAGCACCGUGGUGCCUGGCACAGUACUUAGACCCUACGCCCUCUGUACUGACCUGAAGGAGACCUAAGAGUCCUCUCUCUUCUGAGUUUAAAUCACAGCCUUGAUGUGGUCGUUCUUGUUUUAUGUCCUUGUUCCUAAUGUAAAAGUGUUUAACUGCUUCUUGGUUAUACUGGGCAGCACUGGGAUAAGAUUUUAACGGGGUAUUCUUAAAUUGCUUUUACAAUAAACCAAUUUUAUAAUCUUUAAAUUUAUCAUCAUUUUACAUUUGUGUUCUUUUUAGUUAGGGCUUCUUAGAUCUACUUAUAGUUGAUGGUGCACAUCGAUUUGGAGUUUCAGAUCUUUCAAGCACUAUUUGUUCUAAUAACUGUUUUCUAAAACUAGUGCCUUUAAAUAAAAAUGAACAUAAGGAAGUGACUUUGAUACAAAUAAUAUUGCUAUCUUAAGUAUUCAUAUUACAUAGAGGCAUUCUACAUGGAACAUGGCAGAAAGACUGAACAAUGAGAGUAAUUAUUUGUGUAAUUCAGAAUUCAUACCAGUCAGUGUUGAAACUCAAAACAGUGCAAAAGUGGGAGGCAAUAUCCAGUGAUCAACAAUUUCAUGGCUUUGUACAUCUGAGAAAUGAAUACUCAGAUGAAUUUUAUCUUUGCAAGCAUGUUUUUAUAAGAAUUGUGGGUGUGCCUGUGCCUAUCAUAACAGUUGUUUUCUGUAUCUUGAAAAGUAUUCUCCACGUUUUAAAUGUUUUAUAUUAGAGAAUUCUUUAAUGCACACUUGUCAAAUAUAUAUAUAUAGUACCAAUGUUACCUUUUUAUUUUUUGUUUUAGAUGUAAGAGCAUGCUUAUACCUUAGGUACUUACAUAAAUUGUUACAUUAUUUUUCUUAUGUAAUACCUUUGUUUGUUUAUGUGGCUCAAAUAUAUUCUUUCCUUAAACUCUU